AUAGUUACAGUAAGUAGGGCCGUAGCCUACGGCGUAGGCCUACACUCCUACACUACACUGACUACAGUAACUUGAGUAACACUAACAGUAGUAGUAACAGUAUAGUCAGUAUAGAAUAAAUUCAAUAAUUAAUAGAUCUAGAUGAUACUCAACUCAGACUGAGUAUAUAAUUAUAAUACGGUCACUCACUUCAUCGAUAUGGCGAUUCCAUGACAGUUUUUCAUUUAUUAAAUUAUAACAUCUAGUAAACAACAGUGAAAAGCCUUACAUUUUUGCACUUUAGGCUAAUGCCAGACAGACGACGGAGGACAAGACCCCAAAAUGGAGGACGUGGCCUCCUUCUGCCGGACGUCUGACACAAAGAUGGACCAUUAGUAACUUGAUUCAGAAAAUAGACAUUGGAAAUUUUAAAGUCCAAAAUGAAGAUAUUAAAUGAAAAAGGCCUUUCACAUUUUGCCAAAUCUGGAUCACCAGCUGAUAAAGAGGGUUACUUAUUGAAGAAAGGAGAACUGAAUAAAGGUUUUCAGAAGAGAUGGUUUAUCCUGAAAGGGAACUUGUUGUUUUACUAUGAACACAAAGGAGACAGGGAACCUCUUGGGGUUAUUAUUCUUGAAGGUCAUACAAUAGAGUUGGCAGAAGAUACUGACACUUUCACAUUUAUGAUCAAUUUUAUGGGUUCUGGCUCACGUUGUUAUUUUCUCAGUGCUAACUCUCAGGAGUCCAUGGAGUCUUGGAUGAAAGCCUUAUCAUGUGCUGGCUAUGAGUACAUCAAGCUGAUGGUUUCAGAGCUUCAGAACAAGCUUGAGGAAGCUACUUCUAGCUCUGAAGCCAGCAUCAUCCACAGUGCAGAUAGGGAUAGCAAAAUUUUGGAUAGCAUGUACCAUCCAGAUGGCAGGUCAUUAUCAUGUGUGGAAACUAAAACUAAAAAUUCAGUUCAGAAACGAGUCUCUUUGCCCAUGAGCAGCAAACACAGAGUGAAUCCUUUCAAUAAUGUGGACUUCAGUGGAGAGUAUGGCCCAGGUGAUGCCUUUCAUCUAGUGUCAGUAUCAACUGUCUCAACAGUAGAGAUAGUGACAUGGUCUUUGCUUGGUGUAAACACUUUUCCAGAAAUGCAUGAGUAUGUGAAACAUCAGAUUGAAGAUUUUCAAAAUAAUAUACCUGAUAGUGAAGAGAAUUUGUGAUGUUAGCCAGGAGCUCAUGGUGAAGAGAAUAGCAUACUAAACUGUGCUAGAAUUAUUUAUUGACUAAAUGUAUUGAGUGAUACAACAGGGAUGGUUUUAUUACAUGUCUUUGUAUGUAUUUAGAACAACUUUCCAAUUUAAGGAACUUGUUCUAGUUAUAAUAUUCUUUGAGCUUAUUUUGAAGCUCAUGCAACAUUUUAAUGAUUUGUACAUUUGCAAACAUUACCUUAAUGAUUUCUAUUUCUAUAUUGUCAGCGUUUGAUUGUGGAUCAACUGUAGCUUUUUUCAUGUAACAUUCAAGAUAGCCGAACAUUGAACAUAUUGAAGGGAUUCUUCUAUUAUCCACCUAUUUGCUACUGAGUCAAAUGUUCUUGUACAGUCUAUGUAACGUAGAAAUAGCCUAAGCUACUAAAAUUAUAUACACUUUUUUAAAAACUGUUUUGAGUGUGUGUGUCUAUAAAUGAAUGUUAGCUAGACAACCUUGCCAGAUUUCUACACAUAAGACACCAGUAUUUUUCUGUUUAUAUUGUAGUUCUUAAAUAAAUAUACUCCAACUAGCCAGUAUUCAAUUAUCUUUUAUACAAUUUUGAUUCUACUUGCAAUUAUAGUAAUAUUAAAAUAUUAUAGCCUACUAAUGCUGUCUGAUUGUGUAUGUGUUUUUAUAAUAUUUUUGAAUUAGACCAAAAAGAAAAAAUGUGCACAAGUUGUACUUUGAUUCAAGGAAGCAGCAUACUAGAACUGCCAUAAUAGUAAAAGUAAAGCAUAUUCUUUGAGUUUGAACACUUAGAAACAGUUCAGCUAUGCUGUGCAUAUUUUUUCCCAUCUAAUACAUUUGAAGUCAAUGUGUGCUAGGGAGUCACUUACACCUGUUUGUCACUUUCCUUUGCAUCCCAUAUGUAUGUACUACAUCUUUUGUCAGAGUUCCUCAGCUGUCUCUGUCAAAAGCUGGCUUCUAGGAGUUCUCUUUGUCGGUGUAGUAGCUAUGUAAAAGACAGAAAUACAUGGUAAAUAGAUCUGCCACAUUGUCAAUGCACUGUACACAUUCACUGGUAUUAUGUGUCUUUGAUCUUCAAAGCUAUUUAUUAGUUAAGUUACACAUUGUAAUUUGUUACUAGUUUUAUUUCAUUGAAUACAUUUUUUUUCUAUGAUUUUCUUUUUUGUCUAAGAAAAAUGCAUAAUUAAUUUUGAAUGUACUAGAUCUAAGCGUUGAUUUUUAUAUUUGUUUUUAACAAUAAUUUAUGUAAUACUUUUUUAUGUACUAAUUGUCUAGUCGGAAUUCACCCACAGGCUUAUGUAAAAUAAUAGAAUGUUUGAUGUGUUAAUAAUGUUUAAAAAGUGUUAUCAUACAAAUUCAUUUUUUUUUUAAAAUGGAACAACAACAACAAAAUUAUGAACAACUUAAAAACAUACUCCAUUGAAAUUUAAUGCAAAUAAUUAUUUUCUAAAAUUUUUAAUAUGGAUGCCUUGCUAAAUUUUUAAUGCAGUUUCUGAUAAUGAUUUGUAUUAGAAAUAUUUGAAAGCAUCCUAAAGAUAAUUAUAUUUUGUUAAUCCUUCAUGUUUUUAUCCAUUUUAUAUGUAAACAAUUUUUUUUUAUAAAUUAAUAAUGCAAAAAUAAUUUUAAUAUGGUCUACAAAGUAAAAUAGUUUUGUCUUUUUUCUAAAUACACUUUUAUGUAGCUAUAACAUGAUUGAUUUAAUUACUGUAUUAUGGAUGAAAUAAUUUAGCUGUUUUAGCUUUAACUAUUUUGAUAUGUGAUAGUAACUCGAGCUUUUUAAGGAUUAUAAACUCAUGUGUGACUAGUGAUUCUAUUUUUUAAAUUAGUCAUUCAUUCUUGCAUAUCUUUAUCUACCAAUUUACUUUAUCUGCACUUCUGCCAUUUGAUUUGUUUUAUAGAAAGAGCCAUUUCAGUUAGUACCAACUGCUGUCUCUCUAGCAAUAAAUGAUAAGUUCAAACAAAAAGAUUAAAGGGCUGACAUUAGAACAGCUUGAAAGAAAACUUACUAUUCACCUAUCAAACAGUAAAAGUAUGGUAGCUGCUAUGUUUUAGUAAAUUUAGUAAAAAGAAAUUCUUUUAACUGGAUUUUUUAAUUCAAAUUCCUGUUCCUGUCAAACAGACAUAUGUUGUGCUUAAAGAUAAAAUCUUAACAUUUGAAAGUCCUACAAAUAAAAACAGAAGUUUUGUGUAAUGUUGAAUUAUUAUUAUUCAUUUGGGUUAAUAAUUUUACUACAAUAUGUGUUUUCAUUGGUUUGAUGAGUGACAUAACAUUCAACAUUUUCUGUACUAGAAACAUUGUAAAGAAAAAGGUCUUUUAAUUAAAAUUUUUUGUCUAGUUAUACCUUUUUUAAAUUUACUAAAGAGCUUCAUAGAUUGAUAAAUAUGUUUAAAUAGUCUAAAUAAUGUUUGAAAUUUGAUUUUUGUUUCUUAAAAAGUCAAGUUCCCAUUUAAGACCUUGUGAAUGUAGAGGUCAUCUGUUUCUGUGGCCUAUGGUUAAUAUUUUUUAACAAGUGUGUCAUGUGGCCAGCACUUUCCCCAACUGAUGUCAUGUACCCAUUAGAACUUGGUGGACUAAAUCAGUCUUCACCAGGAUUUACCGCUCAGCCACCGCACCAUCCUUUUUUUUUUAUAUGAAACCUUAAAAGUUGGUUCAUUUGCAUCAUAGCCACCUCUGUACUAAAUGAUAUUUGUUAUACAUGUCAUUGAAUGUUUUUCUUUAACCUAUUGCCUUAAUUGACAGAUAUUUACACCAUAGUUUUUGACUUGAUCAUUUUUUUGAGCUGCACCUUCCACUUCCCCUGACAGUAACUUUGCAUAGAAUACAAUGCAACAGAUAUACAUUCAAAUGUGUAGAAGUAGUCAUCAUUCUAUAAAUAGACACAUUUGUGUAAUCUUAAUAUUUGCAUACAAUGUAGUUCUUGUUCUCAAGUCCAAAACAAAUGUUCCAAUGUUUUCCAAAGUACUGCUAAUUAAAAAUGUGAUUUGUAAACUGAAUGAUAUUAACACAUUGAAGUGAUGCAAUAAAAAUCCAGUGUGAGUCCAAAUAA
Molecule: messenger RNA, 4223 nt
Organism: Biomphalaria glabrata
Lineage: Eukaryota; Metazoa; Mollusca; Gastropoda; Planorbidae
Product: sesquipedalian-1-like
Exons: 4
Coding region: 420-1181 (253 amino acids)
Biological process (GO): retrograde transport, endosome to Golgi; endosome organization; receptor recycling
Cellular component (GO): early endosome; recycling endosome; trans-Golgi network
Source: RefSeq, a predicted model, not a curated record